This is a messenger RNA of Aureobasidium melanogenum CBS 110374, 747 nucleotides long. Its product is annotated as concanavalin A-like lectin/glucanase. Gene Ontology annotation, molecular function: glutamic-type endopeptidase activity. The transcript has 3 exons. The record is from RefSeq and is a predicted model, not a curated record. The coding region runs from base 1 to 747 and encodes 248 amino acids. Gene Ontology annotation, biological process: proteolysis. NCBI's taxonomy places the organism in Eukaryota, Fungi, Ascomycota, Dothideomycetes, Dothideales, Saccotheciaceae.
AUGGUUUUCUCGCGCAUCGUCUAUAGCUCUCUUUUCGCGGCCUCGGUCGCUAGUGCUGCUGCAUCAUCCAACAAUUGGGCCGGAGGUCAACAUACAGAUAAGGGUAGAGUCGUUCAAGCCAGUGUCGACAUUGUUGUACCAGAGUGUACUCUUGGCACACCAGCCUAUCAAACAGUGCCUUAUUUCGUUACUGGUUGGGCCGGCAUCGAUGGGACUGCGGCUUGCCCACAUGCUCUCCUUCAAGCUGGCUUCGAUUGCACUGUGACUGAGGUCAACAAUGUCACAACAACACAAUGGGAAACUUGGACAGAAUGGUUCCCUGCACAGCAACAACCGUACUCUGAUUUCGAGGUACAGACUGGUGACGUUGUCUCGAUCCGCAUCAAAGCCGACUCGACGACAUCUGGAUCUACUUUUAUGCACAACCAUCGCACGGGGAAGAGUGUACACACUUCUUAUGCAAACCAGACAACUCCCCUAUGUCUGGACUCUGCCGAGUGGGUGAUUGAGUCUGAAUUGGGCUUUGGUCCUUUCGGACCCGAUGGAGAACGUACCGCUGGAUAUACUCCAUUCAAAUUUGAGCACGCCUCGUAUACUACCAAGGACGGCAAGAAGCAUCUCUCCAAACAAGAAGAUAUGUUCAACAUGGUCCAAAAUGGUACCGAAGUUGCAGAGGGAGUCUACAAGAGAGAUGGAUUCUUUGAGGUCGUGAAUGUCACGCCAGCAGACUUCCUUGCUGAUGAGUGA